AUUGCGAUGUGUAUUGCGUAGAAAACUAGAGAAAAUGAAAGCUAAAUUCUGAACCGAAACCGCUUGACUUUCGAUGAAACACAGUCAACACACACUGGAAAGAAAAGCUCAACGACAGAGGAACCAAGACAUAAUAUAUGACACAAAGACGCUUUGGUGAAAAUCUGUGCGGUUUGCGUGGCCGUAUGUCAGAUGAAAUCUUAACAACGGAUAAAUAUAACGUGCAUUUUUCGGUGCGCUCUGUAUAGCAUCAUGUAUUGCUUCCAAAAGACGUCAAACACCUUUUGAUUCCCUCGUUAAACGCGCUUCGCAGUUCAAAAUAAAUAUCGGAAUUGUUUUCAAUUUUGUUAAUUUUGUUAUGUGUGAGUGUGUGUGUUAAUUAUAACAUAAAAACAAAAAGUGUGAUCUAAAAAUAGGCAUAAGGCAAAUGCAACCUAUGUAUGUAGUCAUAGCCGAAUGAAACAAGACAACAACAACAACAACAACAAAAAUAUACCAGACAUCAAAACAAUAACAAACAAAUUGCGAUUCAAAUUUCACCUGAUUUCCCAACGACAUAGCACAGCACUGCGCUUUCUGCUAUGAAUCGGUGAUCCAGUCAACCGGAAGCGAUUUCAUAUCAUCUGGUGAGCACCUGGACCUAUUUCAAUGUUGAGUGAAGGAUUUGAGAAGCAUUGCCACAAAUACGCUGAAAAUUACGGUGAUGACUGAUGACGAAUGUAUGCAAAAAAAAACAAAUACAUUCAACCGAAUUGAACAGCCGAAACAAGUAAAUGCCAACGAGUCGGGAGAGAUAAGUAUCGUAUCAGGUUCAACAAGAAACAAACGAACGAAACAGCAGCGCGGUAGCAGCGCAAAAAAAAAAUCCGGCUGAACCAAUGCGUUAAACUAGACGACCGACUAGUAGCACAGCGAAGAGAGAAAACCAGAGAGUGAGUGAGUGUAGUAAUUACGAUGACGACGGUCCAACAACGAAGCAAUCAACAUAAGGAUAAUACCAUAAAAAAUUCAUUUUUAAAUACGCAUCGAUUGAAUUACCGCUUAGUUUGACAUUCAAUUUGUUUUAUCGAUUAUCUAACCGUUGAACCGAAGAGAGAAAAUAAAAAUUGAAUGAUCAUCAUUCGGUUUCACGUAUGAACGAAUAGAACGAACCGAUACCGAGUGUGAAUAGAACUGAAACAUAUAAUCAAACAAGAGAAUAAAAAAAAGAGAUGAGAUAAAGAGAAAGACACUUAGUAUAUAUAUACUCUCGUGGCAUAUUGAAAAAAGAAGAAACCGAAUAACAACAAAGUAAUACACCAAAGCCUAAGUCAAUUUUAAGGGAAAAAACGCUUCAGCGUGCUGCACCAGCAACACAAACGAUGAAUAACAACAACUACAAGAAAAAAAGAAGAACGAGACACACUUAAACGACUAAAAAUAACCAUAUAAACCACCACACAAAAAUCAUAGUGAUAUUCGUGAACGAAAAUAAUUUUCAAAGAAGCGACGAAGAGCAAAUAAAACGGUGAUAGAUUGUUUGAGUAAGAGAGAAAAAUAAACGACGACAACGACGGCAGCGGCGGUAGCAGCAGCAGUACCAGCACCAGCAACAGAAAUAAAAGGAUUGAACAGGAGAGAGACAGACAAUAUCGUGUAGAGAUAUAUAAGUUGAAAUACACAUACAACACAAACCGAAGGAAACCGAAACAGGAACACACCAAUUUAAAAAGAUAUUAAGAUAUAUAUUUAUUAUAGUAACUUAAAAUGAGCGGAAGAGAGAACAAGUUUCCAGUAACAUCUGGCGCCAUGGGGCGACUAAUGAACAAAAUCAAACGGACGGUGUCGGAGGCGGAUGAGAAACGUGAUCCAUUGCAAAGAGGCUAUUCGCGUGUCGAAACAGCCGACGGAUCACUAUCCAAUUCGUCGACAUCGACCAGUUUGGAUACGGUGGUCGUCGAGAGUGCCAAAGACAGUACACUUCUAUCGGGUGGCACAAAAUCUGGAGCUGACCAACAGCAAAAUACUCGAGUACCAUUCAGCCCAAUCCUCGAAACUGAAGACGUUGAAAGUGUGUCCGCCUUGAAUAAUCUUAGCAUAACUAGUAAUAGUAGUACAUUAAAAACAUUUGAAAAUCCGCUACUAUCGAAUCUAAAGAAAUCAUCCGCCUCAUCGAAACCAUCGUUAAAAGGAUCCAAAGUAUCAUUCGAGCAGCCCGACAUCGACAGCGAUGACAGUUUUGAAGAUCGUCGUGGCCAUUUCCAACAGAAAAAAUCACUAAGCACAUCAGUUACAGAUCGAAAGGGUAUACUAAAGGAUCUCAAGAAUUCGAGGCUUGAUGCUGAUCGGCGUGCGUUCCAAUCGAAGAAACACGUUUCGUUAGACAUAAAAAAUUCGAAAAUUCUUGAGAGAAUUUUGAAUGGUAGCUCAUCAGAGGAGGAGUUCACAAACAAUCGAAAGCACUUCCAAUCGCGUAAACAUCAAAGUUUAGACGCACGUGUCAAGCUAAAUUUGAACAAAGGCCGACGAGCCGAUUCCAGCGACGAGGAUAUCGAUGAAAAAGGCAAUUUACUGCAAGAGCGUAUCUACGAUUUUAGCAAGCCAAUUGUCAUCGAUUUUAAGGAUUUAGAAGCGAGCGAAGACGACGAAGAAGACGAAGAAGAAGUGGACGAAGAACAACAGGACAAAGAAGACUUUGAAUCGGCACGAUCAAACUUCCAAAAACAAAAAACGAUCAGUCUUGAAUCAAGGAAAAGUAUACGAUUUUUCGAAAUGGAUGACAUGUCCGGCAGAAAGGGUGAAAACAUCCGACAGGCUGUACCAUUUGUGCGUCAAAUCACCCAAGAUGGCAAACCAAAGUUGGAAGUUUAUCGAACAACCACAAAUCCCAUUUACUAUUAUUCUCAAGUUUUAGCUGCUUUAUCAGUGUCCAUGGGAUCACUGGUCGUUGGUUUUUCAUCUGGAUAUACUUCGCCUGCCUUGCCAUCCAUGCAAAAUCCAAAUGUAUCAAAUUAUCACAAAGUUUUCGACAUUAGUGAGGACCAAGCUUCAUGGGCCGGUGGAAUUAUGCCAUUGGCUGGUUUAGCUGGUGGCAUUGCUGGUGGGCCACUUAUUGAAUUUCUUGGACGAAAAACCACCAUUCUUGCCACAUCCGUUCCAUUCGUCGUUGCGUGGCUAUUGAUCGCUAGUGCAGUUGAAGUUUGGAUGGUUCUUGCUGGUCGUGCCUUGUCUGGUUUCUGUGUUGGCAUUGCAUCACUGUCGCUGCCCGUUUACUUGGGCGAAACGGUGCAAGCUGAAGUACGUGGUACACUUGGCCUAUUGCCAACUGCCUUCGGUAAUAUUGGUAUACUGUUGUGUUUUGUGGCUGGACGAUACAUGAAUUGGUCACAGUUAGCCUACCUUGGUGGUACAUUGCCGAUACCAUUUUUGUUGCUAAUGUUAAUCAUCCCCGAAACGCCACGUUGGUACGUUUCGCGCGGUAAAGACGAGCAGGCUCGUAAAGCAUUGCAAUGGUUGCGUGGCAAACAGGCUGACGUUGAACCAGAACUGAAGGGUAUCAUUAAAACGCACACCGAUUCCGAGCGACACUCAUCAAGCAAUGGAAUUAUGCAAUUGUUGCGACGAAACAAUCUGAAACCGCUCGGUGUUUCGCUGGGUUUGAUGUUCUUCCAACAGUUCAGCGGUAUAAAUGCUGUAAUAUUUUAUGCUGAGAAGAUUUUCAUUUGGGCCGGUUCGACACUGGAGGGAAGCAUUUGUGUCAUUAUUGUGGGUAUUGUCAAUUUUGCCGCUACCUUCGUUGCAACCGUCCUCAUUGAUCGUCUUGGCAGAAAAAUUCUACUGUACAUUUCAUCUGUUGGCAUGACAUUGACAUUGGCCUCGUUGGCCGGUUACUUUUAUCUGAAGGAAGUCUCUAAUUACGAUGUAACGCAGAUUGGUUGGUUGCCAUUGGGUAGUUUGAUGAUAUUUGUGACGAGCUUUAGUUUGGGUUUUGGACCAAUUCCAUGGUUGAUGAUGGGUGAAAUUUUACCCGCCAAAAUUCGUGGUACAGCUGCAUCGGUUGCAACCGGUUUCAAUUGGUCGUGCACAUUUAUUGUGACAAAAACAUUUGCCGAUCUCAUAAAGGCAUUUGGUUUGUUCGGUCUUUUCAUGAUUUUUUCCACAAUCUGUUUGAUCGGUCUGUUCUUUGUCAUAUUCAAAGUGCCUGAAACGCAAGGCAAGAGCUUGGAAGAUAUUGAACGCAAAAUGAUGGGACGCAUCCGUAGAAUGUCAUCGGUAGCCAAUAUUCGACCACUUUCAUUCAAUUUAUGAGGAAAAUUACCGCAAUCUACUAUUGUUAAAUUCAUAAAAUUGUUAAAAUACUUGAUGUGACGGUGUAAAAAUGAACCAACAUAUGCAAAAUUUGUGUAAAAUGACCACAACAAAACAAAUCGUUGUUGGCACAAAAAAGCAAAAAAAAAACAAAAUCAAAACACUACUUUUAUUGUAUGUAACAUUUAGAGAUUAGUAAUGUAAUAUAUAGAGUUAUGAUUGUUAUGAUUUUAGAUAAAUGAAAUGUAACAGGAGAUGAAGAAGGAGUAAAAUAAAAUAAUGGAUUUAGGCAAUAAAUAGACAAAUCUCUUUGUUCAAACACAAAUGAACGAUGCUAAUGACAAACAGAAAAAAAACAACAAAAAAACGUGUUAUAGCUAGUAAGCCAUAUAUAUAAUGUGUAAGUUCUGAAUAAGAAACUGUGAAAAAUUCAA
Molecule: messenger RNA, 4721 nt
Organism: Sitodiplosis mosellana (orange wheat blossom midge)
Lineage: Eukaryota; Metazoa; Arthropoda; Insecta; Diptera; Cecidomyiidae
Product: facilitated trehalose transporter Tret1-like
Exons: 11
Coding region: 1747-4287 (846 amino acids)
Biological process (GO): carbohydrate transport; transmembrane transport
Cellular component (GO): membrane
Molecular function (GO): sugar transmembrane transporter activity
Source: RefSeq, a predicted model, not a curated record